CCCCCCCGGGUCGCGCGGGGCCAGCCCGGCUGCGUGCUCUGCUGCACGCGCUCUGCCGCCGCCCGCGCCUUGACGGGCACGUAGGCGCUGCUUAAAGGGGCAACGCGGCCGGGCCCGCUGCCGCCCGGGACGUGCCAGCUGCUGGGCGGCGCCCGCGUCUCCUGAGCCGCCGCCGCCGGCCAACCGCGCGGGUGUCCGCCCCGCGCCUCGCGGGUGCUCCGGGGGCGGGCGGCGCUGUGCGGGCCCCAGAAGCCGGGGCGUUGCCGUUUUAAGGGCCGGGGCGCCGGUGCCGGUGGUUUUAUUUACAUGGGGGCUCGCGGGCGUCACGUGACGGGCGGGCGGGGGCCGGGCUGAGCGCGCGGCGACCGGGGGCCAUGGCGUCCGCUGGCGACGACGGCUCCUGGGUGGAGCUGCGCUGCGGCCCGGGGCGCCCCGACCCCGCGGUGUCGCGGUUCUCCUCCCGCCACGCCGACGUGGAGCGGAUGCUGCUGGAGGCCCAGCUGGAGACGGAGAGCGCGGACAGCCCCCUGCUCGUGCCGAGCUCCCCAGCCCGGGAGGACGUCGGCGGGUGCCCCGGGGACCGAGAGCCGCCCCCUGCCUGCAGCCGGCCCCAGCCCGGCUGCGCCCACCCCGCGCAGCGGGACGCGCCGGAGGAGGCCGAGCGCCGGGAGCGGCACUUGCCGGCAUCCCUCGCCUGGGCCUGCGCCCGCCGCCGCCAGCGUCUGUCUCCCAAGGACCUCGCCUGCGUGUGCUCCCCCCCGCCGGCCCUGUGGAGCCUCCAGGGAGGCUCCGUGGGGAGGAAGAAGAGGCUCUUCAGUUCGGAGGUGCUGCUGCUCUUCAUCCCCUCGCUGCUGCUCAGCCACCUGCUGACCCUGGGCCUGGGAAUCUACAUCGGGAAGCGGCUGGCAGCCUCCUCGGCAAACCCGCUGUGAAGAGCUGGGCGCAGCGAGACCGGCGGCUCCACCACCCCGCUCCUCCGCUCGGCGUGCGGAGGGAGCCCGGGCACCAGCGCAGCCCGUCCGCUCGCAGACUUGGUGUUCGAGCACCGGGCACCGUCUCCCUUCGUCCCCUCCCUGGCUCUGGCCUAGGGAGCCGAUCCCUCCCCUCCCCUGUAGCCGGAAACCCCGACGGCGGCUCCCUGCUGCAGCAGCCCCUGCUCUCCCCAUCUCAGCUGUGGGUCCAGGGUCCUCCUGUUCAAUACAGCAGACUGUAAAUGCGG
This is a messenger RNA of Dromaius novaehollandiae (emu), 1219 nucleotides long. Its product is annotated as BCL2/adenovirus E1B 19 kDa protein-interacting protein 3-like. The record is from RefSeq and is a predicted model, not a curated record. The coding region runs from base 375 to 932 and encodes 185 amino acids. Gene Ontology annotation, biological process: mitochondrial outer membrane permeabilization; positive regulation of apoptotic process. The transcript has 6 exons. Lineage: Eukaryota; Metazoa; Chordata; Aves; Casuariiformes; Dromaiidae. Gene Ontology annotation, cellular component: mitochondrial envelope; nuclear envelope; nucleus.